Messenger RNA from Mandrillus leucophaeus (drill), 1941 nucleotides. It is a transcript of the gene ILDR2, whose product is annotated as immunoglobulin-like domain containing receptor 2. Lineage: Eukaryota; Metazoa; Chordata; Mammalia; Primates; Cercopithecidae. The record is from RefSeq and is a predicted model, not a curated record. Gene Ontology annotation, cellular component: membrane. Gene Ontology annotation, biological process: pancreas development. The coding region runs from base 1 to 1941 and encodes 646 amino acids. The transcript has 14 exons.
AUGGCGGCUGGGGAGGGGAGGGAGGAGACAGAAGCAGACAAGGAGGAGAAGAAUUCAGACUCAUUCUUCACAGAGAACCAUGAGAGGAAAGCCAUUGUCGAAGGCCUUCAGGUCACGGUGCCUGACAAGAAGAAGGUGGCCAUGCUCUUCCAGCCCACUGUGCUUCGCUGCCACUUCUCAACAUCCUCCCAUCAGCCUGCAGUCGUGCAGUGGAAGUUCAAGUCCUACUGCCAGGAUCGCAUGGGAGAAUCCUUGGGCAUGUCCUCUACCCGGGCCCAAUCUCUCAGCAAGAGAAAUCUGGAAUGGGACCCCUACUUGGAUUGUUUAGACAGCAGGAGGACUGUUCGAGUAGUAGCUUCAAAACAGGGCUCGACUGUCACCCUAGGAGAUUUCUACAGGGGCAGAGAGAUCACGAUUGUUCAUGAUGCAGAUCUUCAAAUUGGAAAGCUUAUGUGGGGAGACAGCGGACUCUAUUACUGUAUUAUCACCACCCCAGAUGACCUGGAGGGGAAAAAUGAGGACUCAGUGGAACUGCUGGUGUUGGGCAGGACAGGGCUGCUUGCUGAUCUCUUGCCCAGUUUUGCUGUGGAGAUUAUGCCAGAGUGGGUGUUUGUUGGCCUGGUGCUCCUGGGCGUCUUCCUCUUCUUCGUCCUGGUGGGGAUCUGCUGGUGCCAGUGCUGCCCUCACAGCUGCUGCUGCUAUGUCCGCUGUCCAUGCUGCCCAGAGUCCUGCUGCUGCCCUCAAGCCUUGUAUGAAGCAGGGAAAGCAGCAAAGGCCGGGUACCCUCCCUCUGUCUCCGGUGUCCCUGGCCCUUACUCCAUCCCCUCUGUCCCUUUGGGAGGAGCCCCCUCAUCUGGCAUGCUGAUGGACAAGCCGCAUCCACCUCCCUUGGCACCAAGUGACUCCACUGGAGGAAGCCACAGUGUUCGCAAAGGUUACCGGAUCCAGACUGACAAAGAGAGAGACUCCAUGAAGGUCCUGUACUAUGUUGAGAAGGAGCUGGCUCAGUUUGAUCCAGCCAGAAGGAUGAGAGGCAGAUAUAACAACACCAUCUCAGAACUCAGUUCCCUACAUGAGGAGGACAGCAAUUUCCGCCAAUCUUUCCGUCAGAUGAGAAGCAAACAGUUCCCUGUGUCUGGGGACUUGGAGAGCAAUCCUGACUACUGGUCAGGUGUCAUGGGAGGCAGCAGUGGGGCAAGCCGCGGGCCCUCAGCCAUGGAGUAUAACAAAGAGGAUCGAGAGAGCUUCAGGCACAGCCAGCCACGCUCCAAAUCCGAGAUGCUGUCACGGAAGAACUUCGCCACGGGGGUGCCGGCCGUUUCCAUGGACGAGCUGGCAGCCUUCGCUGAUUCCUACGGCCAGCGGCCCCGCCGGUGGUCUUAUAUAGACUUCAUUAUUUUCAAAAUGCCAAGAGCUGCCUACUCCGUCCCACAGCCCCAAAAUGGGAGCCCUCGACCUCAGAGAAACGUUGGGGGACAGUCACAAAUGUCCGUUGUGGGAAUGACUUUCCAACCAGGAUGUCCCUUGUGGUCUGAUGUUGUCAACAUUUCUCUGGAUGACAAGAAAUCAGACAUGGACUAUGGGGACAAGACACAAAUCCAAGAGUCAGCAGACCCGGGACCUUCUCUGGCCAUCACCUUGGAAGAUUUGCUGAUCUCUGCUUUGGGACCUUUCCAAUUCCUUAAAUACCCAUGGGACUGGAAUCUGGAUAUUCCAGAUUCCAGUUCCUCUUCACAGCCAGACAUCCGAGAAGUUUCUAAGCGAAACUACAGAUUCAUCUGGAUUCAGAAUUCCGGGCAGAAGCUGCUUAACAACAAAAAUCUGGCAUCUUCACUACGUUUUAAGAUUAUAGAAUUUAAUACAGGAAUUCGACAAAAUAUUGAAAAUGUUUUAGCAAAUUUAGAGCAACAGAUUCUGGAGUGGGGAGACUCCAUUUAUUAA